AUGUCUCGUGGUUCACGUAAAUUUGUACGCGUGACUAAGUUUUUACUCGCCGGUGUCACUGUGUUUUGUGUUAGCUGGAUCGCAAGUGUCAAUGAGUGGCACUCGGGAGUGCGUUGGCGGGGCCGUCGUGUUGUACAAGAGAACCCACCAACGAUACGCACCAUAGUAGCCUACUCGGAGGACAAGCAAGCAGAACUCGACAGACCAUCACCGGUAUCCUGCAACCGACUCCCUGCUUUUCCAACAGUACCCCAUAUUAAUAAUACCUGGUUCCGAGGUGUUCAUAAAACAGUAUGGCAAAGGGUAAAAGCAACAUCAGUGUCACUCUACUCCGCCUACUACGACGAGAGAAUGCCACAGCGUUACAUACGCAUUCUUGCCAUUUUCCACGGUCGCAAUUUAUCAUCAUUAGAGCAAUUAUUUUGUCAAACACGCUCUAUAAACCCUAAUGAGUAUUCCGUCGAAGUGGUAGCUGCUAAGCCACUCGAAAUAUGGUGGCAUGAAUGGGACAAAAGUACUAAGAAUGUGGAGACACCAAUUCUUCUUUCUUGCCCCUUGACGGAACCCUUGAACGGACCAUCGCUAAUAUCUGUUGUUACUCAGCCUUGUGAUGACCCUUCCAAUGGAUUCUACCUGCAACGUUCGAAGUCAAGUCAGAAAUAUGAUAGGACAUUUACGAUAUGCGUUAAAGAUUUAAAUUUUAAAAAAGACAUAACGACCAAUUUAAUUGAAUGGAUCGAAACAAAUAAAUUACUCGGUGCAGAUAUGAUUGAUAUUUAUAUGGAUAGUCUAAAUAAGGACAAUGAAGACGUAUUGCUUUAUUAUCGCUCUCAAGGCUAUGUUCGAUUAUUUCAAGUUCCUAUUAAGGGUAAGUUAGAAAGGAAGUUAUGGCAAAGGAGAAGAGAUCAUAUAAUAACAUAUAAUGAUUGCUUAUACAGAAAUAUUGAUGAAUCAAAAUAUAUUGUGCCGCUAGAUAUAGACGAGAUACUAUUACCAAAAAUAUCUAGGACUUGGUCUGGACUCUUAACACGGUUAAUGCAUCAAGGCUGGAACCCAGAACAAUACUCAUCAAUUUUAGUUCGGAAUGUCUUUUUCUUCGAAUUUUUGCAGGGUGUAUAUAAUUAUAAUUAUUCAAACAUUCAAACAAACAAGAGAGAAAUUUAUGUCAAACGAGAUGAUGUUCGAAUUGAUGAUAAUGAAAAUUUAGUUUUAAAAAAUAUAGAAUUAAUAGAUGAUACAAAUAGUUUUAAGAAUUUACUAAAUAAUAACAAUGAUGGUCGAGUUCGUUACUAUAGCCCUGUAUGUGGCGUGUCACUACCUGUGCCUAAAUUAGCAAGUCAUAUAAUUAGCUCAGCACUUAUUAGCCCUGUAGGACAUUAUAGCAAAAGUUUUAUGCUCACAAAAAGAGUACUGACAGCUUUUAAUCAUUAUCCAUUGGCUAGUCUCGGAACAGCGGGCACCACGGGAUGGUCAGCGCCCUUUAACGAAGUACAACUCAAUCAUUACAAGGAGUCUUGCAACUUAACAAUAAUGGACGAAUGCGAAUUGUAUGCGAGACGAGCACGUAUCGAUCGCUCAGCGGUGCGCCUGAAGAAACCUCUCAUACAAGCCAUAGCAAUCACUCUUUGCUCAAAAUUAAAUAAUUUA
Molecule: messenger RNA, 1647 nt
Organism: Brenthis ino (lesser marbled fritillary)
Lineage: Eukaryota; Metazoa; Arthropoda; Insecta; Lepidoptera; Nymphalidae
Source: the annotation of a GenBank genome assembly